AUGUCGAGGCUUUCCGCCGAAGGCGAACUCCCGCCACGCGCUAGUCACCAUACUCACCUCCCCAGGACUACCACUAAUCUUCAGGACGACGACGAAGUAGCGCUUGCCAGCCUCGGAUACAGGCAAGAAUUUCGUCGAGCUUACUCAACAUGGGAAUUGUUUGGUGUCGGAUUCAGUCUCAUCGGGAUAUUCCCUUCGAUUGCGUCCGUUCUCGUGUAUGCUAUUCCAAAUGGAGGGCCAGCAGCUAUGAUCUGGGGUUGGACGGUCUGCACCGUCUUUCUAGUAACUAUUGCUCUAGCGCUAGCGGAACUAGGCUCGGCCGCCCCAACUGCCGGUGGAUUGUACUAUUGGACGCAUAUGUAUUCAUCUCCCAGGUACAAGAAUGUGCUCUCUUGGAUUGUUGGCUAUGCCAAUGCGAUUGGGUACAUUGCUGGGAUGACAGGUGUAGAUUACGGGUGUGCUGUGCAAGUCAUGGCCGCCGUCAGCAUUGGAUCCGACUUGACCUUCGUCCCGACUUCGGGCCAGACUUUUGGUGUUUUCGCCCUGAUCCUGUUCCUCCAUGGCAUCGUAUGUGGUAUGCCCUCGACUUAUGUGGCUCGACUUCAGAAUUUCUACAUUUUUUUCAACGUUUUACUUUGCCUGGCAAUCAUCGUCGGUGUGCCUGUAGCAACUCCGAAGGAAUUCAGGAACACAGCAAAAUUCGCAUUUGGUGGUUUCACCAACUUCAACGGCUGGACGGAUGGCUACGCAUUUGUUCUGAGCUUUAUCGCCCCUCUGUGGACCAUCAACGGCUUUGACGCGAGUGUGCAUAUUAGCGAAGAGGCCUCUAAUGCAAGCUUUGCUGUACCUUGGGCUCUCAUGAUGGCGGUCAUACUUUCUAGUAUCUUAGGAUGGGGCAUCAACGUAGUUUUGGCAUUCAACAUGGGAACGGACAUGGAGUCAAUUCUGACAAGCCCCAUAGGGCAGCCCAUGGCCGCAAUCCUGUUCAAUAGCUUUGGUCGAAAAGGUACCUUGGCUGUCUGGGCUGUAGUAGUCGUCACACAAUUCAUGGUGGGUAUGGGAGGUGGUAUUUGCGCCUCGCGUCAAAUCUUCGCCUUUUCGCGGGAUGGCGCCCUCCCUUUCUCUUCCCUUUUGCGACAGAUUAAUCCCCACACACAGACGCCAAUAAACGCAGUCUGGUUCGCCGUAUGCAUCGCUCUCCUCCUCGGGUUACUCUCCUUCGCAGGCCCUGUGGCUAUUGGGGCUAUAUUCUCGCUCGGCAUUGCGGGACUGUACCUUGCCUAUCUCAUCCCCAUUGCAGCGAGAUGGCUCGGAAGCGAAGAGUUCAAGCCUGGUCCAUUUUCACUCGGCAUUUUUAGUCUCCCCAUUUCGAUCAUCGCAGUAGUCUGGAUGACCUUCAUGCUUGUCAUCUUCUGCUUUCCCACUACGCCCACACCAACUGUCGCAGACAUGAAUUAUACCUGCCUUAUGUUGGGUGGAUUGAUAUUUUGUUCGCUAUCAUACUAUUACUGUCCGAAGUAUGGAGGAAAACACUGGUUCACGGGCCCUGUGGUUACUAUCGAGGGUGCUACGAGUGAUAUAGAAGGUGAAAAGGAUAAUGAGAUGCAUGCGGUAGAUCUUGUUGAGAAGGGUUGA
Molecule: messenger RNA, 1635 nt
Organism: Stereum hirsutum FP-91666 SS1
Lineage: Eukaryota; Fungi; Basidiomycota; Agaricomycetes; Russulales; Stereaceae
Product: APC amino acid permease
Exons: 13
Coding region: 1-1635 (544 amino acids)
Biological process (GO): amino acid transport; transmembrane transport
Cellular component (GO): membrane
Molecular function (GO): transmembrane transporter activity
Source: RefSeq, a predicted model, not a curated record